AUGAACAACAUUUCGGGGGAAGAGGAUAUUCCAGAUUCUUGCAGCACACGCAGAAAACGACAACUUCGGAGAAAACAAAAAAUUCAACAGGAGAAGUUAAUGAAAUUGGACGAGCAAUACGAAAAGUGGAUCACGACCAAGCUGAGAUUUGUCGAGAAGAACAAAGGGGACUUACCCGCUCUCCAUUUCGCGGCAAGGGUGUCCGAUGUUGACGUCUGUUGGCGCCUCUUGGAGCAGGGCGCUGACUUCAACGAAAAAUGCAGCAUUUUUGGCGCCACUCCUCUGCACUACGCCGCCAUGAACGAGGCCCACGGAGAUCGUCUGAUCGAAUUCUUCUUACAUCGAAAAGUGUGCCAUUUGGAUGCAGAAGACGCUUAUCAUUUGAAGGAUCAAGAGAAGUUGUGGGAAAGCCCAUAUGAUCGUUUUGCCAUCCUUGAAGCAGCUUGCCAUUAUGCAGAUCUGGAGAUGUGCAAGUGGUUGCUGGAAGAAGUCGAAAUCGACGUCAACAAGUUUGAGGAUGAAGACUGGAAAAACCAUAUUCUGAUUGACGUUGCUGUCAACCGCAAAAACGAAGCGAGUAAGAUUCUUCAAUACUUAUUCUCAAAGUUCGAAUUCACCGCUGCUCAGCAAAGCAAUGCCUAUAGAUCGGCCUUUCUUCUUAAAUUAGGACAAGGUUCAUUCUGUGCAAAAGAAAUUGAAGAGUUAUUCAAGAGAGUUGCUGACACAAAAAUCAGAACAGAAGGCAAAAACUUGUUGCAGUAUUGUGUGUCACGCAACAGACUAGAAGCUGCGAAAUUCGUGCACGAGAUGGACGGAGAGCUCAUCAAUGAGAUCAAUGAAGACGGACUGACAAUUCUCCAUCUCGCAGCGCAGUUUGGAAGCGUCGAAAUGUGCCGGUGGCUGAUUGACGAGGGCCAAGACCUCUACGGCAUUAACAGAGUUACCCUUAGCAACUUCCUCCAUUACGCUACUCAGAACAUGAUCAAUGGAAAAGACUUCAUCAAAACAUUUGGAAAGGACUUUCUGGAAUACGUGAACCAAAUCGACAAAAACUUCUUCACUCCGCUUCAUUCUGCCAUGCUCAACGAAAGACAACCCGACAAGGUUGCAGAGGCUUUGCUCGAACUCGGUGCCGAUUUGAACGUGAAAUGGAAAGGGAACAACCUUCUUCACUUCUGCGUAAUUAACCGCAAGUUACAGAGUGCCAAAUUCGUGGACGCCAAAGACAAAAAAAUGAUCAAGCAAAGGGGAGAUGGAGGACCAUAG
Cloeon dipterum is the source of this 1266-nucleotide messenger RNA. RefSeq names its product serine/threonine-protein kinase TNNI3K-like. The coding region runs from base 1 to 1266 and encodes 421 amino acids. Gene Ontology annotation, cellular component: ciliary inversin compartment. Lineage: Eukaryota; Metazoa; Arthropoda; Insecta; Ephemeroptera; Baetidae. Gene Ontology annotation, biological process: protein localization to ciliary inversin compartment. The transcript is spliced from 4 exons. Gene Ontology annotation, molecular function: protein binding. The record is from RefSeq and is a predicted model, not a curated record.